AUGUCACUUCCAAGGGAAUUUAGUGAAGAGACAAAAAAUCUUCUUGCAGUAUGGCGUGAUAUCAUUCUUGAAAAACAUAAAGAUGAUGAUGAUGAAAUUUUUUGUAGUGAUCCAUUAUUGAUUAUUGAAUACCAUCAACCGGGUCUUGUCAGCAGAAACAUCACAGAAAAUCAUGUUGCUCAAGGUACUCCCGGCUAUACUCCUAACCCAUUUCCCAAUGUUACACAUCCUCCGCAAUCGAAUUCAGUCUUCGCAUUUAAUAGAAUGCAAACAAUGGAUGAUGCCGUUGCACGAUUACUUAGAAGUUAUAGUAACCUUGUGUCAGGACGACCAGACCCUGUUGUCGGACGA
Messenger RNA from Dentiscutata heterogama, 351 nucleotides. NCBI's taxonomy places the organism in Eukaryota, Fungi, Glomeromycota, Glomeromycetes, Diversisporales, Gigasporaceae. The record is from the annotation of a GenBank genome assembly.